AUGUCUGACUUCACUGAGACUUUUGUAAACGAGGACACCCAGUCAGCAGAAUCAGCUACUUAUACCGAGUUAACUACUUCUUCUAACUGUCCAUCUACAUCAAAACGAAUGGACAAAUUGGAGGCUGAAAAUUUAAAUCUUCAAACUCGCCUUUUGACAGAGAUAGUAACUCAACGGAAAAUAUCAUCAGGAAAUAGAACUCGCGUGCUGCUGCCACCAAAACCGUUCAAGAACACAGAUGAUAUUGACAAGUUUGAAAGCAGCUUAAAUAAUUCAUCUGAAUUGUGCGAACAACUGGAGGCCGAAAUUCUGAACUACAACAUUGCUGACCCUUCCAAAUUUGUACGGACAAUUCUUAAGAAGAUAUUUACAGACGAACUUGCAACAAAAUAUUCUUGGAAAGGGACGAACUGCAAAAAAUGCAUUCUAAGCAUGACAUUAACAACAACAAUUAGAGGAGCUUUCAAUCAAAAAUUUUCGGUUGAUGAUAAAACAUUUCCAACAAUAUGCGGCAAAUGGUUCCAGACUGCUUCGGAUAGAAUUAAAUAUUAUAAUAAGUCAGUAAAUAAAGUAAAUAACUAGUAAAUUUUGUUUAAAAAUAAGAUAAAAAACUGAAAAUGA
Drosophila ficusphila is the source of this 621-nucleotide messenger RNA. RefSeq lists its product as uncharacterized. The transcript has 4 exons. The record is from RefSeq and is a predicted model, not a curated record. Lineage: Eukaryota; Metazoa; Arthropoda; Insecta; Diptera; Drosophilidae. Bases 1 to 582 code for a protein of 193 amino acids.